AUGACUUCAGAAAAUGACAAAAAUGCUAUUUUAUUACACAAAUCAUUAUGCAAUUUCCAAUUUUUGAUUACAUGCUCUAUAAUGGAGAGAGUACUUGGUAUAACAUAUACAAUUUCCAAAUAUUUACAGACAGAAAAUAUAGAUAUUAUAACCGCUACUAAUUUAAUAGAAACAACAAUUACAAAAUUACAGAAUUUAAGAAAUGAUGUAGAGUUUCAAACAAUAUUUGAUAGUGUUAUUGAAAUUGCUGAAAAGGUUGGCGUGACUCCUAUUAUCCCACGGACUGUAGGAACUCAAAAACACCGGACAAAUUAUACUGUAAAUAAUGGUGAUUGUUGCACAUACUAUAGGGUAUCAAUUUUCUGUCCAUAUUUAGAUGAUUUGCUUUCAUCUUUUAAUGAAAGAUUUAAUUCAAAUUCUAAUUUAAUAUCUUCACUUUCACCAUCUAAAAUAAAAAAUAAAAUAUUUGAUGAUUUACAAACCUCUUUAGAAUUUUAUAAAGAUGACUUAAAUAUAGAUUCCUAUAAUUCAACCUUAAAGGGAGAGUUUGAAUUAUGGCAAAUGAAGUGGGAAACAGAAAAAGUUAUUCCAACCAACUCCCCUGAUACAUUAUUAAAUUGCCCAGAAGAAAUUUUUCCUAAUAAAUAUACAAUGUUGAAAAUUUUCUCAAUAUUGCCAGUUACUACAGCUUCAGUUGAAAGAACUUUUUCAACUCUUAAGCGUAUAAAAGCUUAUUUGAGAAAUUCAACUAGUGAAAAUAGACUUAAUGGACUAGCACUACUCAAUGUACAUAGAGAUAUAGAUUUAGACAUAGACUCAUUAAUUGAUGUUUUUGCAAACAAAAAAGAGAGACGUCUAGAUUUUAAAUUAUAA
Aphis gossypii (cotton aphid) is the source of this 873-nucleotide messenger RNA. Its product is annotated as 52 kDa repressor of the inhibitor of the protein kinase-like. Gene Ontology annotation, molecular function: protein dimerization activity. The transcript has a single exon. Bases 1 to 873 code for a protein of 290 amino acids. Lineage: Eukaryota; Metazoa; Arthropoda; Insecta; Hemiptera; Aphididae. The record is from RefSeq and is a predicted model, not a curated record.